UCGGCACUUGCAGCCGCUUCCACCCGCCUGCGGCACAGACACUCGUCCGUCUGGCAGUCCUCCGCACUCAGCGGCCUCCGACCGCCACUGCUGCCACCACCUGAGACUCACACACCAGCCGCCCCCGCCAAUCUCUCUCGCUCUCUCGUCAUGCGGCCCGGCCUCCACGUGCUCCUGCUGCUCUUCGCCUGCGCCACCCUUCAGGCCGAGUCGGCGGACCUGAAGACUGACAUGACCUUGCAGCCCACGGCGUCCGACUCGGCGACUGCGACCUCUUGCAGCUUCGGCGGACGCGACUACAGCGUGGGCAGCACUUGGCACCCCCGGCUCGAGCGCCAGGACAUGGUCUACUGCGUCACAUGCAAAUGCAUGCCGGGUCCAAACAGUACCUGCUCUAGUCAGGAAUGCCCUGUGGAGUGCAACGAUCCAGAAAACCAGUACUGCUGUCAAAUGUGUGAAGCCAACAGCAAGAAGAUCGCCAACAACAACCGUUUGAGCACCGCCGCCUCAUGUCUGCACGGAGGGCAGCAGUACCGCGAGGGCCAGAAGUUCAGGUCGAACCAGACGGUGCUGAAGGCCAACGGAACCAACCAGUGCGUGUUGUGCAAGUGCGAGGGCGGGGUUGUCGAGUGCAAUAUCGUCCAGUGCGCACAACCGGCGUGCAGCCAGCCAAUUGUCACAUCUGAUAGCUGCUGUCCCAUUUGUCCACCCACAGUUCCCAGCGAGGCCGUGACCCCCCGAUCCAGUUACAAGGUCCCCCUGCCGGUGUGGGUGAAUGGACAGAAGAUCAAGCGCGGCCAGAGCUGCGUCCUGGAAGACAAGCAAUAUAUGAACGAGGAGAAGUGGCACCCGAACAUGGGCCCGUUCGGCCCCAUGUACUGCGUCACCUGUCAGUGCAAGGGCGGUCGCAUCGAGUGCUCACGCUCUUGUCCCGACCCGGCGCUGCUGCAGUGCAACCAGCCCGUCCGCAUUCCGGGACAAUGUUGCGAGAGCUGCCCGCCCAGCGCUUUGAUGCCGGCGUCGCCUCCGCAACAACAAAAGACUGAUGCUGCAAAGCAACUCCACCAGCUGAACGUGUGUCUGCCUCCGGGCACCGACACCCUCGUCUACCACUCUAGGCAGCAGACGACCAAGGGCGACGAAACGGUGGAAAUGAUCAGGUUCGCCUUUUCCAACUUGAAGAUCGUCAACCUUUACACCUGGCAACUGCAGAAGGGAGUUAAACCAUUCCUCAAGAUCAAUACCAUUCUGCACCGAGACUUCCAAAACACAAACUUUCAGAACCAGCUCACCACCCUCGGAGCCACCUCGAAUAAAAAUUUGGAACGCUUCAUAUCUAGAGAGAGGACGAUUGAUCGGCGGUGCAAGACCAACUGCGCUGCAAAAAUCAAACGUUCCAUUCAACUCCUGCAUACCACCCCUGUCGCCCGUCGGCACACAUGUCUACCAGAGGAGAUCAAAGUUUAGUGCUGAUGUCAGUUUUUAAAAAGAGAGAAAUCAAGAAGGAUAUAAUAAUAAUUCAACAUUUGAGAUCGAUUGUGUCACUGCCAAAUUAGCAGCUCAAACCAAAUGCCUCAUGUCAGUUAUUUAAGCAGUCCGACAUUUGUAAAAGAAUGCAAAUUUUGUAUAUUUGCUGAUUUGAUUCAUUCGAUAAUACGAUACGGUUCUUGUUCGCAUCUCUAGGCCGCCGCAAAAUUGCCUUUUGUUUUUUUCCGAAGAUGUCUCGUUAGGUCCGUACGAUAUUGUGGUUUUGAAAUGCCAUCAGUGUAAUUUUAGAUUUGUACAUUUUAAUAUUUUCAUACGAAAUAAGUACCGCAAUAUAGACAGUUGAUGAGGUAUUUGCCACUAACCUUAUGUUGAGCACUCUCACAAACACAAAUCACUCAGUCCCCUAAUCGCAGCAGGAUUUAAUCAACCCCAGUCGUCCUUUGAGAAAAAAAAUAAUAUGUAAUUCUAGGCCGAGUCUUCGUCGUCAUCCGCGUGGAGCUGAAACAUUAAAAGCAAAUAAAU
Molecule: messenger RNA, 2010 nt
Organism: Neocloeon triangulifer
Lineage: Eukaryota; Metazoa; Arthropoda; Insecta; Ephemeroptera; Baetidae
Product: chordin-like protein 2
Exons: 9
Coding region: 151-1467 (438 amino acids)
Molecular function (GO): protein binding
Source: RefSeq, a predicted model, not a curated record